UCAAAAAUUUACCGCAAAAUAAACAAGUGAUUGUGUGAAGUGACCGAAGGUGAAUUCCGCCGUCAACCUGAAGAAUAUUUUCCUGUGUUACCCGUCCCGGAAAAAUCGGUUCAAAGUGGCCGCGGAAAAGAAGGAAGCUGGUGGUCCUCGUGCCAGCAGCCCACAGAAAACUCCGCCGUCUAAUACGCGGCGGACUUCAGUAUCGUCGCCAGCGCCACCAGCCCGGCGUUGCUCGCCCACGCCUCCACCUCGGACGACGAGGACUCCCGUUACUAACGGUGGUGGUCUCGGAGAUAUUAUGACUCCGACGGCUGUCCCUACGGCCAACACGCCUCCGGGCGUCCUGAACUGGGCACCGAUACUGUUUCCCUCGGCCUGGAAUCCGGCGCUGCUUCCGGCACUUUAUCCAGCCGCCCUGCGAUCGCUUCCCGGAUUCUUGGACAACAUGAAGCUGCCGCAGUCCCAGCGAACUACCCACACCGGGUCCGGUUUCCACAUCAGUGACAUUCUUGGCCACAAGGACAAACAGCCAAAGCUCUCCGCUGCGGAUCAUGAGGAUAGUACCAGCGAUGAAAUUCAUCGUCACAAUCACAGCAACCUGGCGAACGACACCGACAGUAACCAUGGCAAUGUGACGCCCGGCCACAGCGACGAUGACAGCAGCAGUCACAGUCAACUGACAGCCGGUCGUCGACAGAUACGAUCUGCGAACAACGGUAGCGAGCCGCUAUCAUCGCCGGAGCUACUGGAGAGCAAAGCAAGCUUGCGGUCAACCCUCGCGGAAGACUUGCAUGCCCGAUUCACCACGCUACCUGCCUAUCAUCCCCACCAUCCCCAUCACCCGCUCUUCCCGGCCGCUGCCCGCCCCUGGCUGUACGAAACGUGCAACACCCUUAAUGCAUCCCACACACAGCACGGGCACCAGCAGCGAUUGGCUCAGCAGGUCAGUCCGGAUAGUACCGGAUCGCCGGUGCACUCGGAGCAAUCGUACCACGGCUUGGGAGGAGGCUCCGGUGGAAGCGGAUCCGGCAUCAACGGUCAAUGUCCGAGGACACCGAGCCCGACGGACAGCGAAAGGCAACAGUUGAAUGCGGAUGGCAACACUGAACAUUCGGACGAUGUAGACAUCGAAGAAGGCUGCGACGAUGAGAUCGAUAUGCUGGAAGAUACCGAAGACAACCCGACCGAACGAUUGACCAACGGGAUCGGACACAAGAAGAGGAAACGGCGGGUUCUGUUUUCGAAGGCUCAGACCUAUGAGCUGGAACGGCGGUUCCGGCAACAGCGGUACCUGUCCGCUCCGGAACGGGAACAUUUGGCAUCGUUGAUCCGGUUGACUCCGACCCAGGUCAAGAUCUGGUUCCAAAAUCAUAGAUACAAAACGAAACGGGCGGCGCACGAGAAGGGUUCCAUGGAUCCAGGAGCACAUCAAGCCGGAGGUCUUCCGUCACCCCGUCGGGUAGCGGUUCCGGUGCUGGUUCGGGAUGGGAAACCCUGCCUCGGCGGAGGCAAACCGCACGAUAUGUUGGCUGCCGUCCAGACGGCUCACCUACAGCUUCCGCCGGGCUUUCAACAUGCCAGUUUACUCCACCAUGCCGCCAGAUGGUGGCCCUAGUCGGCUCGUGUUGUCAGCUCUCCGGAUGUAAAUAGUUUAUCUUUAAAGUCGUAGUACAAUUCGUAUCGUCGGUCACUUUCAAUGUUGUAGAUGUAAAUCAAAAUCACAGAUUUUAGUCUAACAAAAAAAAAAGCUAUACAGGAGGCAGUUUUCCCUAGGUCGAAAGCAAGAGUCUAUUUAAUUAUAUUUAGUUAAUUUAUAAGAAUGAGUUCAGCGGAUCGCAUUGUUAGACUUGGCAGCACUGCAAUAAACAGUAAUGAUCCAAGUAACCAUUGAACAUCUGUUGACUGAAGGCACGCCAUCGUAGUAAGCUGAGUUGCUAAGUUAAAAACCUUGGAAAAAUAAAUAUUAUCGCAAAUCAAUCUGGAUCAUUCUAUACUCUCAAGCAUAUAAGUAUGUGAUACAAUGUACCGGAAGAAUUAAAAUCAUAAAUAAAUUCUCCCAUUUGAAUGGACAAAAAAAAA
Molecule: messenger RNA, 2079 nt
Organism: Ochlerotatus camptorhynchus
Lineage: Eukaryota; Metazoa; Arthropoda; Insecta; Diptera; Culicidae
Product: homeobox protein vnd-like
Exons: 3
Coding region: 299-1615 (438 amino acids)
Biological process (GO): cell differentiation; regulation of transcription by RNA polymerase II
Cellular component (GO): nucleus
Molecular function (GO): DNA-binding transcription factor activity, RNA polymerase II-specific; RNA polymerase II cis-regulatory region sequence-specific DNA binding
Source: RefSeq, a predicted model, not a curated record